CAGAGUUAAUCGACACUCCUGAAAACGCAAUAACAGGCUUUAGACACGAAUUGUUACUGAACAGAGAGAAAUGGCUGGAGAAGGUGUUACAAAAGUAGUUAAGCGUUGCGAUCAAGCUAAGGAGAGUGGAAAGCUGGGUAAAGUUAAGACAUCUUUUAUUGCUGCACGUUCUCAAAACAUGUGGUCUGCAUGGCUCUCGGGUGACCCAUACACUAAGACUCGCACCAUGCGUGUUUGAAGAACGCAUUGAUACGUGGCUUAGGGCCAGGGGACAAUGACGACUUUUGGAAUAAAGCGCCGUAAUAAACUCUUAAUAAAUUGUCACAUCAUUUCGAUCCAUUCAGUUUAAUUUAUUGUUGAUUAACCAAGUUCUAAAUACGAGAAUGUCUUACUACUCGAAACAAGCUUUAUUAUCAUUCAGUUACGGUCUGCAGUUUUUUUUCCACACAUUGUAUCACAGAAUGUUUACAGAGUCAUUUGAAAGUCACUUUUUGUGCGCAAUAAAAGCUGGAUGCACUACUUCAACAUUUCUUUGAAAGGGGCAGUUUACCAGCAACUAGUAUACGUAAAGUAUACACGAGAUUUUCAGAAGUCAAUUUUCGUUUAUGAUACAAUCAGAAUGUGCAAACUGUUGAUACCUGCAGAUCUUUCCGAAUGUGAAUUGGUUCACAUACCCGAUGCUGUGUACAUGCUGAUGCGUGACACAGUCCUGGACAUCUGUAACCUAUCUGCCAAUGUCCUAAGACGUAUUCCGGCUAAGCUUGCCACCAAAUUCCCCAACCUCACAGAAUUACAUCUGAGUAACAACCAGUUGAGCAGCUUGCCGGAGGAGCUUCGUCAUGUAGCAGGUUUAACCUUGCUGGACAUUUCCCACAAUCACUUUGAAGCUCUCCCUCAAGUUAUCUAUCGUCUAGAAGCUUUGCGCAAGCUUAGGGCCGAGGAUAACAACAUUAAAGAAGUCAAUGUCACUCGUCUGAAGGCCAUCAGCUCCCUGACAGAAGUCAACUUUCAGGAGAAUCCACUCACAGAUGAAGUUCACCAUCAGCUGCUGGAGAUCCGAGUUAUCAAUAUUUUGGUGACGCCCAGAGACCCUGAGCUGGACACUGUUGACUAGCACUUAAAUGUCUUGUACAGAGGAUUAUGUCAUGCUUCAAGCUUGGCUGGCUGCCUUACACACAUUUGUCCAGUUUCACCAGGCUGCCUUUCUGUGAUAUAGCCUUAGUGCUGGCUCGGCGUAAAACACCAAUUCCUACUCACCCCACUCCAGUUUCACCCUACAAAGAGAUAUGUAAACUUGUCUCCACAGCAGGUCACCACGUAUGUUUAUCUUUGUAGUCAAUAUCCACCAAUAUGAAUCUUGCAGACUGAUAUUGCAGAACUACCUUUACCCUUGAUAUAAAUUAUCUAGUGAUUUUAAUAAAAUCUCAAAAAUUUAAUAGCUGUAUAAAAAAUAUUUUUGCUGCAUGCUGCAUAUCUCUUUAUUUUUAAAUGUUUUAUCUCUGGUCCUGUGGCAGUUGUGAUCUUAAUCUUUUUGUUGACUGACUUUAAUGCUUCUAGUGAAACACUAGUUUUUUAAUGCUAUUAUUAUUAUUAUCAUUGCCAACAUUACAGUAUUUAUUGAUGUUGAUUACAUCAUAUAAAGAUGGGGUGCUUCAAAUAGGCUUUCCCAUAAAUAUGACAUUUAGUCUUUUCAUUUAUUCAUCCCUUGGUAAAAUUACAUAAAACCAAUGAUUUUGUAUAAAACAUGGUUACCACAUUUGAAGGACACCAGGAACUUCUACUUGCAACAGUCAAGUGAUGUAAGCUGGUGUGGUUUGGUCAUGUGACCCAGCAUGACACUUUGUCAAAGAUUGUUCUUCAAGGUAUCUGGAGGGCAGUUGAUGGCACAUUGGCCUGAGGAAGAACUGGGCUACUGACAUCAAAGACUGGUCUGGUCCUCCUUUACAGGACCAUGAUCACUAUUGCUCAAAACAGGUGAGAUUGAUGGGCCUUCUCAGCUGCUGCAUCUAUCCAUGUGCUUCCCUCAAAGACAGGUACCAGCCAGGGGACAAAUGACUGAAUGACUCACUGACAAGCCAGGUAACAUGACUCAACCAUACCAAAUUGCACCGGUUGACCGCUGCAAGUAGAUGUUCCCGGUGUCCUACAAGUGUAAUGACUUAACUUCAUAUGAAGUCGGUGGUUUUAUGUUCCCUGUGAUCUGGAGCAGCCUCCUGAAGCAGUUACUCUCAAAUGCCUGGAUUCGCCUUUUGGUAUCGGCAAGCACAGUUCAGGUUUCAUACCCAUAAAGCAGGGUCAUGGUAAAUAUCGUAUUCCAUGCUAAAUCUGAUGUUAGGGCAACACCAGCUGCUUUCAACACCAGUUGCUUUUCCUCUUUCAUCAAGGCCCUCCUUUGGUCACAGAGAUCUAGGAUGUCAUUCCUGACCCAGCAAUGUUUCUUUUUGCUUUGUUGCCCUAGCAAUUUUCUUCGAAUGUUGACAAGAAGACCUUUUUGAUGUUUACAGCAUGGAUGUCCAUGUCUAUGUCCCAGUCCACCAUGUUCAGUGUGGCAAAUUUAACUGCAACUUUUGCCCUGAAGAUUUUGACAACUAUGUACAACCAUUGAAAGUUAGGUGUAAAAUACUAAUUUAAGUCAUUGACAUUGUGAAGUGAUGCACAAUAUUUGUUUAUGUGCCGCAGAAUGGUCAGGUUACUAAAUUACAUCAUACCGUGCAAGAACAAAUAAUUAAGGGAAGAAUCGAGUGAGAUUAGCCUAACCCUUUAUAACAGAUAAACUAAGCAUCCUCCUGCAUGUUUAACAGUAACAGAAACUUCCUGCUGCAUGUCAUGCUAGAGAUGAUUUUCAUUUGCAGCUUUUGACGUGGAUUUCCACCGCAGUAAAGUUACAUGACGAUCAAUACUCAUUAAACUCUACAUUGCUGUCUAAUAUUUUGUGUAUUCUAUUUGUUUAUAUAGUAGAUUUUUGAACUUCUUCCUUUCUUACACUCAUUUUUUGCAAACAGUUGAACUUGGAUCUAUAUAAUUGCUUACCUUCUUUCGCAAAUAUUUAGAAGAUGGAAAAAGAAAGUUAUAAAGAAAUUUUUUUUACAUUUGUAUUGCCAUAAAGAUUGUGUGAUAUUCAGGUCCAUAUGUCUACUGAAGAAACAAAAUGUAGAAUGAUUUUUUUUUUAUAGAACAGUGAUGCCCAACCUUUUUCGGCCUGCGGGCCAUAUACAUUUCCGACAUGCGUGUCGCGGGCCGCUUCACCGCAAAAAUACA
This is a messenger RNA of Pomacea canaliculata, 3258 nucleotides long. RefSeq names its product leucine-rich repeat-containing protein 20-like. The record is from RefSeq and is a predicted model, not a curated record. The transcript is spliced from 4 exons. Bases 512 to 1114 code for a protein of 200 amino acids. Gene Ontology annotation, molecular function: protein binding. NCBI's taxonomy places the organism in Eukaryota, Metazoa, Mollusca, Gastropoda, Architaenioglossa, Ampullariidae.